Messenger RNA from Pistacia vera, 2924 nucleotides. Its product is annotated as phosphoinositide phosphatase SAC1-like. NCBI's taxonomy places the organism in Eukaryota, Viridiplantae, Streptophyta, Magnoliopsida, Sapindales, Anacardiaceae. The record is from RefSeq and is a predicted model, not a curated record. Gene Ontology annotation, biological process: phosphatidylinositol dephosphorylation. Gene Ontology annotation, cellular component: intracellular membrane-bounded organelle. Gene Ontology annotation, molecular function: phosphatidylinositol-3,5-bisphosphate 5-phosphatase activity.
AUAUGUACCCGACAAGAUCAGUAAGAAGCUUAUUUCAAUGGCGAAAUCUCAUUUGCCUGCAUAUGCUUCCUCUUCCGCAAAAAUCCACCCCUCAAACGACCCCGAGAUAGAUCCCAAUUCCUGCUCCCUUGAAAAGUUCAAGCUUUACGAGACCAGAGCGAGGUUCUAUUUAAUUGGGAGUGACAGGAACAAGAGGUUUUUUCGAGUGUUGAAAAUUGAUCGAUCGGAGCCGUCUGAUCUAAAUAUCAGCGAGGAUCCGGUGGUUUAUUCACCUCAGGAAAUCAAAAACUUGCUUCAACGGAUUGAUGAAGGAAAUCGUGCUACCGGCGGCCUCAACCCUGUGGCUAAGGUUUUUGGCAUUGCAGGUUGCAUUAAGUUUUUGGAGUCAUAUUAUUUGAUUUUGGUUACCAAGCGAAGACAAAUUGGAUGUAUAUGCGGUCAUGCAAUAUACAGUAUAGAUGAGAGCCAAUUGAUUACGAUUCCUCAUGUCUCUAUUCAAUCAGAUGUGGCGCAUUCGAAAGCCGAACUCAGGUACAAAAAGCUACUAUCCAGUGAUUUGACCAAAGAUUUUUUCUUUAGCUAUACAUAUCCCAUCAUGCAAAGUUUGCAAAAGAAUGUGUCAUGUGAGGAAGGUAUGCCUUAUGAUAACAUAUUUGUGUGGAAUGCAUAUCUAACGCAAGCCAUUCGAUCGAGGUGCAAUAACACUAUUUGGACGAUAGCAUUAGUUCAUGGCCAUUUUAAGCAGACUAGGCUAUCCAUCUUUGGAAGGGAUUUCAGCGUUUCUCUGAUUUCUAGACGCUCGCGGCAUUUUGCUGACACGUUCUUGAAAAGGGGAGUAAAUGACCGAGGAAGAGUUGCGAAUGAUGUUGAAACGAGCAAAUUGUCCUCGAUGAGGAAGCUGGGUCAUGUAAGAAAAAUGAGUUCUGUGGUGCAGAUGCGGGGUUCAAUUCCCCUUUUCUGGUCCCAAGAAGCUUCCAGGUUCAGUCCUAAGCCUGAUAUUAUCUUACAGAGGUUUGACCCUACUACAGGCAACUAACUGCAUUUUGAAGACCUGCAAAAGAUAUGCAAUCCAAUAAUUGUUUUAAAUUUAAUCAAGACUGUUGAGAAAAGGCCGCGAGAAAUGAUGCUAAGGCGUGAGUUUGCAGAUGCAGUUGGGUAUCUUAACACAAUUAUCCCUGAGGAAAACCAAGUUCGAUUUAUACAUUGGGACUUCCAUAAGUUUGCAAAGAGCAAGUCUGCCAAUGUUUUAGCGGUUUUGGGUGGCGUGGCAAGUGAAGCACUUGACUUGACUGGUUUUUUCUAUAGUGGUAAACCAAGCAUCAUUAAGAGGAAAACCAACCAACCUAGUCGAACUGGAAGAGAUGCUUCUCUCAGAGAGUUGCGUGCCAGUUCAGGGGACCUUGCAAGGCUUGCAAGUGGUGGUGAGAAUUUAAGUUCUAUAAUUAAUCGAGAAAGAGAUACGGAUUUUGGCCAACAAAAUAAAAAAGACAACCAUGAUGGUGUAGCACCAUGUUUCCAAAGUGGAGUCCUGCGUACGAAUUGCAUUGACUGCUUAGAUCGUACUAAUGUUGCCCAGUAUGCUUAUGGGCUUGCUGCUUUGGGCCUCCAACUUCAUGCAAUGGGUUUGACAGACAUGCCAAAAGUUGACCCUAAUAGCAGCAUAGCUGCAGCUCUUAUGGAUAUGUAUCAGAGCAUGGGGGAUGCUCUUGCACAACAAUAUGGUGGCUCUGCUGCUCACAAUUCUGUGUUUCCGGAGAGGCAGGGAAGGUGGAGAGCUACUACCCAAUCCAGAGAAUUUCUUAAGUCUAUCAAGCGAUACUACAGUAAUGCCUACACGGAUGGUGAAAAGCAAGAUGCAAUAAAUUUAUUUUUGGGUUAUUUUAAACCACAGGAAGGGAAACCUGCUCUAUGGGAAUUGGAUUCUGAUUAUUAUCUUCACGUUUCCGGGAUUGGUGAUGACUUAUGCCCUGAUAAAUGUUUGGAAGCUACUGUUAAAGCUGUAGGACAAGGGAUGAUUCUUGCCCCUGUUCCAGCAUGCAGAGAAGAUUUUUCUCGGCUGAAAUUGACUUCCUUUGAAAAAUUGAUAGCGAAAACAUGUAGCUCAAUAAAAAAUGUUAGACUUUGCAGUGAACCAGACCAAAGACCAGGUGGUGGUGCUGGAAAUUCGGGCGUGGCACCUGAUGCAGCUGAAAUACAGUUGAAGAGUCCAAAUUGGCUCUUCGGCCAGAGAAAGCUUGAAGGAAGUGUGUCUGCUCCCAAAGUUACAUCACAUGAAAUGGUAAAUCGGGAAGUUCAUAAUGAAAUCAGAGCCAACAGUUUCUGUGACUUGAAUUGGCUUUCUCCGGUUGAUGACAUAAACGAAGAAGAUGUCUUCCAAAGGUAUCUCACUAUGACCUCUGCUGAUGAAGCCAAUGGUUGGUAUGGUGGAACACUGCUCGGUGAUCAAGAUGAAGGCAGUGAGAUAUAUAAACAUUAUACUGAACUAUGCCAGGGCCCAGCAAUGGAACCCUUCCAAAAUGAUCAUCAGAGGGAGAUGCACUAUUCUCAUGUUCUAGAAAUGAAUAGACUUGAUGUGGUAGACAAAGAUGUGGUCGAAGCAGAGAUGGAAGCAGUCCUCAGGGAGUAUGAUCAAAUUGGUGCUGAUCUUCGGAUCAUCCCGACAUCAUGUAAAUUGUUUGCUGAAGAUCCGAGUAGGUUGUCGAGAUAGAUCAUUGGGGAGGAGAAGUUGCAGAAAGUGUGAAACCAGUUUGCAGCUGUGUUUCCUGGCACUGUAUAUAUAACGUCAUUGUUAUCUUUCUGUAAUGUAAAUUAUUUUGGUUAGUAAUUUCGAAGAUAAAAAGCAUUUGAGUAGUUAUGUAAAGUUUGUUGAAUGGUACACUAAUUUCUGGAAGUCAAUCACCACAACAUGAGUUUUAAUAUUUCAA